GAGUGCGUAGCUGCCCGGAGCUGCAACUUCACGUAGCUGGUUGUCACUAAUUCGUACCAAUCAAAGUGGACGAACUUCGAUCGUGAAAGACCUUUCGGCUUGGUACUGCUUGUGCCGAUCGGAUUCCGGACCGGAUAAGUCGUCUCGGUUAUGGAGGUUAUGGAGAAGCUGGUGACGAGCAACGUAGCCUACUUCGGUGUGGCUGCGACAGCGCUUUUCGCUGGAAUCAUAGUUCUAGUGUACAGAAUGAAUCCAGGACCCAACUACGAGGAAGUGUUCAGAAAGCAACGCGAACAACUAAUGGCCAUGGAUGAGCCGAAACAAAAGAAGAAAGAGAAAGCCACGAAGAAGAAAGACAAGAGAGCGGACAAAAAAGAGCCGCAGCAUGCGAGCACGGCGUCCACGACCGCAUCUGCUCCCACCGCUGUCGCCACCGCGGACGAUUCUGUCAAGCAUGAUCACGUCGACUUCUCUGUGAAAGAGCAGAUCAAGUAUGUCGAGCUCGACGAGAUCCCCCAGGUGGAAACCGGCAAAGUGUUAGCGCCGAGCCGACAACCGGCAAAGCCCAUUCUGGUGCACUCAGAGGAGGAGAACAAGACUUCCCCGGUCACCGAAUCUGCAGGGGACCCGCUGAAGAUUGCGCGCUCAAACUCGUUCCGCGAAAUCAAGCCAAAAGACGAGGUAGAGUUGCACCACAAAAAGCAGCAACAGUCGCCGUCGAAGGCAUCGCAGACGACGGCUCCUACAGCCAAAGUUGCUCCCAUAUCUGUGUCUCACCAGCCGCAGCGUUUUACGCAGCCGAUUCUGGGGACUGAAGAGGAAUCCCAGCUCGUCUCUCAAAAGAAGCAAGGCGCAAAGGGUGAAGCUUCUGAAACUGGUUCUUCGAAGAAGAAUUCACCUGUCCACGAGAAAAAGGAACGUAAAGCCUUCUCCAAGAAGGAACUCAAGGAGCUCAUCAAUCAAAUCGAACAGAGGGAGCUGCCAGCUGACAUGGGCGAAGAAACCGUCCAGCGACUUGUCGAUGCUUUACUGAACCAUCAGAACGAGUCUAAGGAAUGGAAGUCUACCCGCCAGGAUCCUAUGCAGGUCCUUAGGAAAAAAAUUGCGGAGAAAGAGGAAGCAAUCGUUCAACUGAACACCAGUCUCGAAAGCUCGCGAGCUCGGAGCAGAGAAUUGCAUUCAGAGAACACUGCCCUGAAGACCAAGUGUAGCCAGAUUCAAAAUUCCGUAGCACAAAUAGAGAAUCGUUUCAAAGAUGAUCUGCUGCAAGCAAGGAGCAGCCAACAACAAGUGGAGUCACAGAUGAAACAUGUCGAAGCUUUCAAUGAGACUUUGCACGGCCGAGUUCGACAACUCGAGAUCAAGAACAAGGAGAUGGAGAAUUCGUUACGCGAAGCUCAAGAGCAAGUCCAUGCCUCGAGUCGUUUCGCUGAGAGCGUAGACGAGCUAAACGAGAGAAUCCGCACCUUGGAGCUGCAAGUCUCGGAGGUCACAAGCGUCAGAGACAAAUUGGACGCCGAGAAGCGGCAGAUCGAGGCGAAUUUGCAAACGGCAGAGUCCGAGCUCUCGAAAUUUAAGAGCAUUUCCGAGGAGGCUCACUUACAAGUUGCAUCUCUGAAGAAUGACCUCUCAGGUGCUAGGAGCACAUCACAAGACGCGAAUCGUUUAUUAGAAGAGAAAGCCGCCCUACAGGAGGAGCUCGAGCAGCUCAAGACCAGAAAUACCCAGCUGCACCAGAAGAACUGGACCGCGGUUGAAGGCCUAAUCCAGGCCGAGAAGAAACUGAGCGAGUUGCAGAAGAAGACGUCUGAAGACGAAGAAAGGAAUAGGAAGUUGUUGAUUCAAGCCUUCCCCAAAGAAGCGGCUGGCGAUUUGAAGGAUCUUGAUGGUGACGAGUUUGUGAAAAAAGUUGUCCAGCAGUUGAAAUUGCAAUCGAAGGAGACUGAGAAACUCAAAGCCGAGAACAGCUCUCUUAAGACCAAGCUCUCCGAAGCGGUCUCCGCCGCUCAAGCUGCAGCGACUGCUGCGGCGACUGUUACGGUGGCGAGUGCUGCCCCUCCUGCGGCAUCGGUCGCGUCGCUUCCCGAGGCAGAAGUCAAGUCGAAUUCAGCCAACGAUGAAGCCAACGAAGAGAUCGAACGUCUCCGCGAGGAAGUAUCGAAGCUCCAGAAAGAUGUCGCUCAUUAUACCACAGUGCUCAACGAUACCGAGAAAUUACUGAAGAAUUUAGAAGAGGGUGUUGAGAGAGAAGAACAGAAAUGGAGUGAGGAUCGCAAGCGAUUCGAGUCCGAGAAGACGGAGAUGACGAUGGCGUUCCGGGACCUGGAAUCGAGACUCAGAGAGCUCCAAGCUCAACUUCAGGAUUCUGAGCAAGAGAGGAGCAGUACUAUCAACGAGCUCGACGACACUAAAGCUGCAGUUGACAAGCUGAGCCAACAAUUGGCCGAGGCUCAGCAAGCGGUCCCACCUGCACAAGCUCAGCGAAACGGUCACCAAUCGGAGGACUCCACGACUACGUCGCCAACGCCGAGCGCUCAGCAGAACGGUGGAGGUCACGAUGGGGUGAGUAAGUCACGCCUGGCUUUGCCGAAGCUAGCCGUAGUGUAUAACGACAUCGAAGACGUAGUUGACGCAAUGUUGAACAUAGGCAUAGGUCUAGAUGCACGGAACUCGCCCUGA
Galendromus occidentalis (western predatory mite) is the source of this 2679-nucleotide messenger RNA. Its product is annotated as ribosome-binding protein 1. The record is from RefSeq and is a predicted model, not a curated record. Bases 151 to 2679 code for a protein of 842 amino acids. The transcript is spliced from 11 exons. Gene Ontology annotation, cellular component: endoplasmic reticulum membrane. NCBI's taxonomy places the organism in Eukaryota, Metazoa, Arthropoda, Arachnida, Mesostigmata, Phytoseiidae.